AUGGCGGGCUAUCUCGACGAUCAAACACAGCCGCAAAUCAACUUCGAUAUACCUCCUUCACACACCGGACAAGAUUCCACAAGCCAGUACCACUCUCAAGCCGCCGCCCCGGGCCUCAGUAAUGGCGACAGCGGCUACGUCCCGCGCCCCAAGCGCAUUGCGUGCGCUGUCUGUCGGCGGAGGAAGCUUAGAUGCGAUGGGAGAAAGCCGAGCUGCGGGACUUGCUCGCGUCUAGGGCAUGAAUGCACAUACGAUGAGGCGCGGAAGAAGAGCGGUCCAAAGAGGGGAUACGUGAAGCAGUUGGAAGCCCGGUUGGCGCAGGUUGAGACGUUACUCAAAACCCAGGAACCGGGCACUGCCAGCGUAUCACAACCUCAAGAGCAUACAUUCCCUGUAAACCUGCCAAAUGAGCCUUCCGGCGCCUCGAUGCAUGUCAUGGGGAGCAGCAUGAACAACUCAAUAUCCCCGACGGAAGCCCCAGCGGCUAGCGGACCGACCUCAUCAUUCACACCGGAGAGAAUGGAUGCCGCGAAUACAUUUGGAUGGGAUAUGAUUAGUUUGGGUUUGGAGGAGCCUUUUCCGGCUCGGGAGGUCAUCCAUGAGUUGAACCUCAUCUACUUCGACAAGGUGCACCCUUUCUUGCCUAUUAUACACCGUCCUCGGUACAUGGCUGCGAUGGACUUUGCGCCUAGCUCGCGACCGCCAGCAUGCCUACAGUACAUCGUUUGGGCACAUGCAGCAGCCGUCAGUGAAAAGUACUCCAAUCUACAUGCACUCUUCUACCAACGUGCCCGAAAAUACAUCGAGUUGGAUCAAAUGAAGGGUCUCGGAGAGGGUAUCCUCACAUUGACUCACUGUCAAGCAUGGCUUCUCAUUGGCUGCUACGAGUACAAAAUGAUGUUCUUCCCUAGGGCAUGGCUUAGUGCUGGUUCUGCUGCUAGGCUAGCCGUUAUGCUCGGGUUGCAUCGCCUGGAUGGUGAGGGCCUCGAGGUGAAACAGUGCCUACCAAUGCCGAGAGACUGGACGGAGAAAGAGGAACGACGAAGGGUUUUCUGGAUGGCAUUCGCCGUUGACAGAUAUGCAAGCAUCGGGACUGGGUGGCCCACUUGUAUUGACGAGCGGGAUAUCAUGACAAAUCUCCCAGCGACCGAAGAAGCAUUCAUCAACGGCAAAUCAGAGAAAACCGCCCGUCUCAGCGACGUGCUGCAGGGCACCGACCUGGCGGAACUAUCAGCAUUUGGAAGCGUUGCAUUCGUCUCAUGUCUGCUAGGCCGAAACCUGACUCAUCUCCAUCGCCCUGAACCUCAAGACAAUGACAACGAUCUUAAUGGCGUUUUCUGGCAGCGCCAUAGGUCUCAUGACAACAUCUUACUUCAUUUUGCGCUAUCGAUGCCGAGUCAUCUGCGGCUUCCAGCUGGAAUUGCCGAUCCGAAUGUCCUCUUCUGCAAUCUAGCAGUUCACACCUCCACGAUAUGUCUCCACCAGGCGGCUAUCUUCAAAGCUGAGAGAAACAGCAUGCCGAAUCAGAUCAUAUUGGAAAGCAAGCGGAGGUGCAUCGUUGCCGCCGACCAGAUCUCUAGCAUCAUGAAAAUGGUCAGCUCAAUGGAUAUGAGCAAGAUGAACCCCUUUGUAUCAUUUUGUGUGUAUGUUGCAGCUCGCGUCUUUGUACAGUAUCUCAAGUUCCGCCCCGAUGACACGGCCGCCCGUUCUUCGCUGCAAUUCGUCUUUGCUGUCCUUGAUGCUCUGAAGAAUCAAAAUCCUCUUACCGAAUCCUUUCUCGUCCAACUGGAGGUUGAUAUCGAAGGAACGCCGUUCCAAGAUGUCCGACUGCCUUCAGCUAGCCCGUCGACCAGGAAUUUCUUUGCGGAUCAUGCAUAUGGGGAGACCGCUCCAUACUCGCAGGUACGCAAUCGUUCACCUCAGGUGGACAAGCAAGGCAAAUGUACCGUAUGGGAUCCAUCCACCAAUACCAAUAACCCUAACCGAGCCAACCUGCCCGUUUGUCUUCCAAAUCGCCAACGCCAGACCACGCGAGAGCAACCUUCCUCUAUCGGUGCUUCCGCAGUGCCGCCCUUAUCCGUGAUGAAUAACCUGCCGGGCUUCAGUAAAGCCCCAGCAAUACCCACAGCCACCGCCACUACAGGCGGCGUCCUCUUUGACCUCGAAAUCCCCUCCCGCUUCCACGACGUAACGAACUCACACUCCGCCACCGAAAGCUCUGCUUCAUCCACUAUGAACUCCUCAUCCACACCGUCAUUCAUGAGAGGAGACAAACCUUCGUCUCCAAAACAGCCACAAUCCCAGUCCCAGACUUCGACAGGCGCACUGAAUACCCCCGUUCAAGACCAGGCUACAGCAACACGGGGAUUUGACGGCACAAACCUAGACCAGUUUAUUGACUCCUCCAAUCCUAAUAAUAACAACAAUAGUGCGCCUAAUUCGUUGUUCAAUAUGGGCUCCAUGAAUACACCUGGUGGCCCAAACCAACCUCAACAGGGUACCGGCAUGCCAUCUCCCUGGGACUUUCCAAUUAAUGUUAGCGGGGACCCGAAUGAUCCGAAUUCGGUGGCUAUCGAUCUAAUGAACACAGAUAUGGAUGGAUUCAACAGUGCCCAAUGGGCUCAUAUCCUGGGUUCUGGAGGGUGGAAUCCUUGA
Molecule: messenger RNA, 2655 nt
Organism: Aspergillus mulundensis
Lineage: Eukaryota; Fungi; Ascomycota; Eurotiomycetes; Eurotiales; Aspergillaceae
Product: putative C6 transcription factor Prf
Exons: 6
Coding region: 1-2655 (884 amino acids)
Biological process (GO): regulation of DNA-templated transcription; DNA-templated transcription
Cellular component (GO): nucleus
Molecular function (GO): zinc ion binding; DNA-binding transcription factor activity, RNA polymerase II-specific; DNA binding
Source: RefSeq, a predicted model, not a curated record